This is a messenger RNA of Mucor velutinosus, 1620 nucleotides long. RefSeq lists its product as uncharacterized. Lineage: Eukaryota; Fungi; Mucoromycota; Mucoromycetes; Mucorales; Mucoraceae. Gene Ontology annotation, cellular component: Golgi apparatus. The coding region runs from base 1 to 1620 and encodes 539 amino acids. Gene Ontology annotation, biological process: protein O-linked glycosylation. The transcript has 3 exons. The record is from RefSeq and is a predicted model, not a curated record. Gene Ontology annotation, molecular function: alpha-1,3-mannosyltransferase activity.
AUGAAACCGCAAAUCAACAGUCGACUUGUUCGACUUGGAUCCAUCAUCCUCGUCAUUUUCUGCCUGUGUUUUCUAUUCCGUUACUUACUAGACCUCGAACAACAAAACACACUGCGCAAAGAGCAAGAGGAAGAAGCAGCUAGACUCACACUGAAAACAGAACAAGAGUUAGAAAAGAAACUGCUUUUGGAGCAAGCGAUAGAAAAGGAAAAGGAACGCAUUCAAAAAAUCCUCGACAGCAGAGCCGUCAUUGAGCCUGACCUCACUUUAGAAAAUACCAAUCAAGACUUGUUCAAGAAAUACUAUAUCGCCGUUCCAACACCCGUAGAACCAUGGACAGACGAAACGCUUCAAUUACUGAAAUCGCCCCUGGGCCAGCAAAUCAAGGCUGAUUUACUGACUGUGCCUGAAAGCAUGCCAGAUUUCAAGACGCUGACAACCCAGGAACGAGUUUGGAAAUCUCUGUUUCAGUAUUUUGACCCCAUCUUGGCAGAAGGCAAAGUGGAUGUCAUUCGAGAUCCGUUGUAUAAGGACACGUGGAAGCUGUACAAUCAACUGGAAGAAGCCAUUUUCCCUUGGAUCCGACCUUAUUGGAAGAAUGUUUUUGAAAUGAACCUGAAAUCACAGCACACGCAAGGUAUCGUCAUGUGUGUGGGCAAUGGACAGUUUAAGCACGCAGCCACCUCUGUCCAUGCUGUUCGAGAGAUCCUCAAGUCAGACUUGCCAAUCGAAAUCUUUUAUAUCGAUGGAAACGACUUAUCGCAGGAGAAGAUUGACUAUUUCAACUCAAUCCCCAAUGUCAAAACGCAAGACAUUUCGAAACGCAUCAACAACUAUUACACUCGAUUUGGAGGAUGGGCGCUUAAACCCUAUGCCAUUUUGGCCAGUAGCUUUACUGAAGUCAUUUUGAUGGAUGCCGAUGUGUUUAUGGUCAAGAAGCCCGAGUCAUUUUUCCAAGACGAGGGCUACCAGAAGACGGGUGCUUUGUUCUUUUUGGAUCGCACCUUGUUCAACAACUACCACGAGGGCCGCAAAUGGCUCAAAUCAUUCUUGCCCACGCAUAGUACGUACCUCAAAGAAUCGAGAUGGUGGAAGACAACCUCUACUCAUGAACAAGAAUCUGGUAUUGUUGUGAUUAACAAGAGAAAAGGGCUGUUUGGUCUGCUGGCGACAUGCAAGAUGAACGACAAGCUGGAGAGAGACCGAGUUUCCUAUAGACACUCACAUGGAGACAAGGAAACCUUUUGGAUUGGGUUUGAGAUGAUUCAAGCACCCUACGCAUUUGUUAGAUCAUACGGUGCUGUGAUUGGUGGAUUGGGCGAUGCAGGUGCAGCAGGAACUGUCUGUGGCAAUCAACUUCAUUUGGAUACAAACAAUAGACCUUGGUGGUGGAAUGGCGGCAUCCUCAGAGACAAAAACAAGUGGGACAAUAGAUAUCUGAAAUUUACACACUUUGCUGAAGGCGAGGAUUGGGAAUUUGGCACUUCUUGCAUUAAGGAAACAGACAAGAUCAAGGAAUUGAACGAGCACGAAAAGUCUAUAGGGGCUCAACUGAUUGCCAUGGAUAAACAGCGCAAAAAGGAGCAACAGGGUAGUAAUUUAGCUGAAGACGAUGAAUAA